Messenger RNA from Ogataea philodendri, 447 nucleotides. RefSeq lists its product as uncharacterized. The coding region runs from base 1 to 447 and encodes 148 amino acids. The record is from RefSeq and is a predicted model, not a curated record. Gene Ontology annotation, cellular component: endosome; BLOC-1 complex. Gene Ontology annotation, biological process: endosome organization; regulation of protein localization. Lineage: Eukaryota; Fungi; Ascomycota; Pichiomycetes; Pichiales; Pichiaceae. The transcript has a single exon.
AUGUCCCUGAACGCCAACGACUUCGGGGUCGACUCCGACAACGAGUCGUACACAAACACAACCACCGAAGAGGCGCCCAUAGAAGAACGAUCCACGUUCAACGCCAUUGAGUAUCUCAUAUCCUCGCUCGACAACUCGCUGGACUCUGUGCACCUGGACCGGUCGCUGAUGGUGCAAUCACAGGUGUCUGGGGCGAUCAACAGCACGAUGCAGGACGUUUUGCGCACGAUCGACGAGGUGAGCGCCAAGAUGGAGACCCACAUCAAGCGGUACGAGCAACUCAAGACGCAGAUCGUGCCGGAGCUGAGCAGCAACAUUGCCAAGAACACAAAGUUAUGUCAAAAGUUAUCCGCCAGGCUAAAAGAAACGUAUCCCGUUGAGUUCUCGAAAAGCAGAGACAAGGUGCUCAACCGCGUCACCGACGAGGACGAAGACCUCUACAUUUGA